AUGGUAAUCACGGCAACGGUGCAGAAGGAGAAGGGUGGCAAGCUCGGCCUUAAGCUUACUAGUGAAGCCAACAAGCUUUAUGUCACGAAAAUAGCGGAAGGCGGAGCCAUGGAUAAUGCCAAGUCAGGCCUCGAGGUUGGCAUGGAGGUGCUAGAGAUUAAUGGGAAGAGUGCGUUUGCCAUGUCUUCGACGGACGCCGCAAAAAUUAUGUUGGAAACGGGCGGCACGUUGACCCUCAAGGCACGACACCCUCCUGGCGCCUUUGUGACCGGUACGUUCAACAAGGAAGCACCCACUACUAAGGUUGGCCUACGUUUGGAAGAUGGAGACAGUCGAGUGAUGAUCAACAGCAUUCGAGAAGGAACCCUUGCUGCUUCUACCGAUUUGAGUGGUGGGAUGGCAAUACGCCUCAUCAAUAACACAAAUUGUGUUGGCAAGGACGCCAUGUUUGUGGCACAGCUGUUGGCGGAUGCAGUCGGGAAUCUGACGGUGGUCGGUGAGACUUCCGAGGCAGCCGAUUAUCACAUGAAAGAAGUUGUCACGGCUACAUUGCAGAAGGAGACAGGAAUGAAGCUGGGUUUGACCCUGACAGAAACCGAGGGUAAACUCAUUGUCACCAAGAUUAAGGAAGGUGGAUUGGUGGCCAAGACCCCUUUGGCUCUGGGGAUGGAAAUUUACAGUAUCAAUAACAUUGUCGUGGUUGGAAAAUCAUCUACGGAGGCGGCUGGAAUUUUGAUUGCUGCAAAAGGGACGAUUACCAUCCUGGCGUUCAAGGAGGAAACCGAGGAAGCAUCGGGUGCUACGGAUGGGGACUCGGAUAUGAUUACUGCCGUCAUACAGAAGAAGCAAGGCGCCAAGCUGGGAGUUACACUAUCCGAAUUGGACGACAAGCUUGUCAUCACCAAAAUCAAGGAAGGUGGACUGGUGGCUGGAACAGCCUUGGGCGUAGGAAUGGUGCUCUAUAGCAUCAAUGAUGAGCCCGUGGAAGGCAAGACAUCUGUAGAAGCGGCAGGCAUGUUGGCCAAAGCCCAAGGAACUUUGACAAUUGUGGCCAGCAAGAGUGGAGACGUCAAACCUGGCAGCGUCGGGAAGGCAGCUGCUACUGCCACCACUGCUGCCAGUUCUGGUGAUAGUGCUCCUCCGCUUGAGGAAGGCAAGGAAUACAUUACAGCCUUGUUGACAAAGGCCCCAGGUAUGAAGUUGGGUCUGACUUUGUCUGAGGUCGAGGACAAGCUGGUUGUCACCAAGAUCAAGCCUGGCGGUUUGGCUGCCACCUCAGCCCUGGAAGAGGGAAUGGCGCUUUACAGCAUCAACGGUGAGCCUGUUGCGGGCAAGACGUCUGUGGAAGCAGCUGGAAUGCUGGCCAAAGCACAAGGUACCAUUACUGUUAUCGCCAUUGGAGACAAGGCACCUGGAUCUGAGUCCAACAAUCUGGCCACGGCUGCUGUUGCUACAGCUGCAGUUGCUGCCACGGCUGCUGCAAUUGCUGAUUCUGGUGACGAUGCGGAAGCAUUGGAGGAAGGCAAGGAGUAUGUUACAGCCUUGAUGACGAAAUCUCCAGGUGCCAAGUUGGGAGUCACCUUGUCAGAGAUGGAUGACAAGCUGGUUGUCACUAAGAUCAAAGAAGGAGGCUUGGCUGCUGCCUCAACUCUGGGUGUAGGAAUGGUGCUUCACAGCAUCAAUGGUGAACCUGUUGCUGGCAAGUCCUCAGUAGAAGCAGCUGGAAUGCUGGCCAAGGCACAAGGUACUUUGACGGUUGUGGCCAUUGCAGACAAAGCCCCAGAAGAUGAAUCCAACAAUCUUGCCAAGGCCGCUGUUGCCACUGCUGCGGUUGCCGGCACUGCCGCUACGGCUGCUGCUAUUGCCAAUUCUGGUGAUGAUGCGGCUGCAUUGGAGGAAGGCAAGGAGUAUAUUACUGCCUCAAUGACAAAGUCUCCCGGCGCCAAGUUGGGAAUCACGUUGUCUGAGGUGGACGACACACUCGUUGUGACCAAGAUCAAGGAAGGAGGCUUGGCUGCCGCCUCGACUCUGGGUGUAGGAAUGGUGCUCUAUAGCAUCAAUGGCGAACCUGUGGCAGGCAAGACGUCUGUACAGGCAGCAGGAAUGCUGGCCAAAUCCCAAGGUACUUUGACGGUUGUGGCCAUUGCAGACAAAGCCCCGGAAGACGAAUCCAACAAUCUUGCCAAGGCUGCUGUUGCUACAGCUGCGGUUGCCGGCACUGCAGCCACGGCUGCUGCUAUUGCGGACGGUUCAGAUCCCCCCCCUGCGCUUGAACCUGGCAAAGAUUUCAUCACAGCUCUUUUGAUAAAGUCACCAGGCAUGAAGUUGGGUUUAACUCUGUCAGAGGUGGAUGACAAGCUGGUUGUCACCAAGAUCAAACCUGGCGGUUUGGCCGCUGACUCGGCAUUGGAGGAAGGAAUGGCACUUUACACUAUCAACGGUGAGCCUGUGGAUGGGAAGACAUCAAUGCAAGCUGCAGGAAUGCUAGCCAAGGCCCAAGGUACUGUGACUGUUAUUGCAAUUGGAGACAAGGCACCUGAAGAAGUUGAAGAAGAGAAGUCAAGUAAGGCCGCAGCCAUUGCAGGAGGAGCAGCAUUGGCCGCAGCAGCCACGGCUGGGGCUGUUGUAGGAGUUGCCAGCCUUGCCAAAGGUGGAGAUGAUGCUGCAGAGGCAGCUUCGGUCCCAGCAGAAGCAGCAGCUGAGGGAGAAGAAGCGGGAGACGGCGCGGCAGAGGAGCCAGAUGCCGCAGAAGGUGGCGAAACUGAGGGAGCAGAGGCGGCAGAGGAGCCAGAAGAGGAUUCCGGCAGUGCUCUCAAGACGGCAGCUGCAGUUGGAGCAGGAACAGCAGCAGUUGCUGGAGCUGCGGUUUUGGCUUCGAAAGCGUCAGAAGAGCCAGAAGCCGAGCCUGAAGAGGCGGCGGAAGCUCCCCUGCCUCCAUUGGAGGAUGGCAAGGAAUAUGUUACAGCAAGCAUUACAAAGGAGGCCGGUGCCAAGUUGGGCCUGAAACUAACCCAGGCUGAUGACGAUAUGCUUGUGAUUGCGAAUAUCAAACCUGGAGGUUUGGCCGAUGCCUCAACUCUGGCCAUUGGAAUGUUGGUCUACAGCAUUAAUGGUGAACCGGUCAAAGGCAAGUCCCCAGUUGAAGCAGCCGGUAUGCUGGCUGACGCAGAAGGAACUCUGCUUGUUGUUGCUAUUGCAGACAAGCCCCCUGAGAAGGAAGAGGAGAAAGGACCAAGUACCGCUGCCAAGAUGGGAUUUCUAGCUGCAACUGGAGCAGCCGUUGCUGGGCUUGGGGUAGGCAUUGCAAGCCUCGUCAAAGGAGGAGGUGAUGCAGCAUCCUCGACUGCUGCUUCGGUUCCUGCCGCAUCGUCAACCGCAGCAGGGGCUGAGGCAGCAGCUGCGGAAGGAGCAGCCGAAGGUGCUGAAGGCGCCGAUGAAACAGCCGAAGAGGGCGCCGCAGAAGGAGGCGAAGAAGCUGGAGAAGGAGAAGAAGCCGGAGAAGGAGACGAGGAGCCUGAAGAACCAGAAGAAGAAGACAAGGGCAGUGGUCUCAAGACAGCGGCUGCAAUUGGAGCUGGAGCAGCUGCAAUUGGAGCUGGCGCAGCGGCGCUUGCAUCCACAGCAGCAGAGCCUGAUGUUGAGCCUGAAGCACCGGCAAGCGGAGAGACCGAAGCCGAGCCUGAGCCAGCGGAAGACCCUGCAGUGGAGCCAGAGGCUGAGCCUGAAGCAGAACGCGAAGUUGAGCCCUCUCCCGAGGAAGAAGCGAAAUCUGUUGCUCCUGCUGUUGUUGCCGCUGCAGCUGCGACAUCGGCUGCUGCUGUUGCUGUUGCUGCAACCUCUGCAUCUGAUCCCAGUCUUCCUCCUCUUGAAGAUGGCAAAGAAUACGUUACGGCUACUUUGCAAAAGCAGGAAGGCUCCAAGCUGGGUCUGAAAUUGUCUGAAGUUGGCGACAAGCUUGUAAUCACUACUGUCAGAGAAGGAGGUAUUGCUGCCGCCUCAGCUUUGGCUGCGGGUAUGUCACUCUACAGUGUUGAUGGUGAAACUUUGGAAGGCAAGUCAUCUGUCGAAGCAGCAGGAUUGCUCGCCAAGGCACAAGGAACCUUUACUGUUAUUGCCAUUGCAGACAGGGCAACUGAAUCCAGAUCGAUAGCACCUGCUGUUGCUGGCGCUGCUGCAGUCGCAGGAACAGCUGCGGCUGUUGCAGCUGCUACCGCCCCAGACUCUGAUCUUCCUCCUCUUGAAGAGGGCAAGGAAUAUGUCACAGCAGUGCUUCACAAGGAGGCUGGCUCCAAGCUGGGUCUGAAACUUUCUGAAGUUGGCAACAAGCUUGUUGUCACUACUGUCAGAGAAGGAGGAAUUGCUGCAGCCUCAGCUUUAGCUGCUGGCAUGGCGCUCUACAGUGUUGAUGGUGAAACAUUGGAAGGCAAAUCAUCCGCUGAUGCAGCAGGAUUGCUUGCUAAGGCACAGGGAACUUUCACUGUUAUUGCCAUCGCAGACAAGGCAACUGAAUCCAGAUCGAUAGCACCUGCUGUUGCUGGCGCUGCUGCGGCUGCAGGAACUGCAGCAGCUGUUGCAGCUGCUACCUCUUCGGAUGACCUACCUCCUCUUGAAGAUGGCAAGGAAUACAUCACAGCAGAGCUGCACAAGGAAGCAGGCGCCAAGCUGGGCCUGAAAUUGUCUGAAGUUGGCGACAAGCUUGUAAUCACUACUGUCAGAGAAGGAGGAAUUGCUGCGGCCUCAGCUUUAGCUGCCGGUAUGGAGCUCUUCAGCAUUGAGGGUGAGAGGCUGGAAGGCAAAUCAUCUGCAGAUGCAGCUGGUAUGCUCUCUAGAGCACAAGGAACUUUCAUUGUUAUUGCCAUUGCAGACAAGCCGGCAGCGGCAGCUCCCAAAGUAGCUGCUUCCAUCCCUCGCGCACAAUCAACCAAGCCUGUCACGAUUCCUAACGCCCUAACGAUGGCUGUGCUCAAGAAGGGGCCGGGAGAACGCCUUGGACUUCGUCUGGGACUCAAGAACGAGAAAGUUAUGGUUAGCGGCAUCGGUGAAGGAUCACUUGCCUCUCAGACCUCUCUCCAGCCCGGCAUGGUUAUUAUUCUCAUUAACGGCAAGAGCUGUGCUGGAUUGGAUACCCCUGACGUUGCGAAGUUAUUGGCUGCAGCAGGUGAAAAUGUUGUGAUCGUUGCGGAGACUCCUGGACCUAAGCCCACUCCCAAGAAUCUUGUUGCCGCCGUUGCUGCAAAGGACAAAGAGGCAAAGGUUGGCGUCACACUCACCCAGCAAGGUGGAAGACUAGUCAUUACGAAGAUCAAAGAAGAUGGCUUGCUGGCCGAGACGGACCUUCGUGUUGGCAUGGAGGUUCUCGCUAUUGAUAAUGUGACUUGUAUUGGGAAGUCUUCUGCUGAUGCCGCUGCGCUCUUCAAGCAGGUGGAUGGAACCCUUAUGAUAGUUGCCAAGAAACCAGCCAUGGCGGCAGGCGCACUGGUCACAGCUGCAGUCACAAGAGAGGACCCUGCCGCGAAGCUUGGUAUCCGCUUGGGAAUGACUGGUGGCAUAGUGGUGGUGACCAACAUAUCUGACGGUUCACUGCUGUCCAUGACCGAUAUCGAAGAAGGCAUGGCAAUGAGGACAAUUAAUAAUGUCGACCUUUCAGGAAUGCAGUCUGUGGAGGCAGCGGGUUUGCUGAAAGACUCCGAGGGUAUUAUUACCAUCCUGGCAGAGAAUCGUUCACCAGGAAGCACAUCCGGUGCCGACGUUUCGAACCUGGUGGCAGCAUCUGUUGUCAAUUCCAAGGGCUCCAAUCUGGGCCUGACACUCUCUCAACAAGGCGGAAAGCUUGUCGUCACAAGCAUCGAAGAAGGUGGGCUUUUCUUUGGAACUGCUCUCCGUGUUGGAAUGCAAGUUCUGAAGAUCAACAACGUGGAUUGUGCCGUACUCACGAUGGAAGCGUCUGAGCUUUUGAUGGCCAAGGAAGGGGUCCUUACUGUGUUAGCGAAAAGGAAAGCACUUAAGAAAGGUUCUCUGAUGACUGCAGUAAUGACCAAGGCUGAAGCCGGUGUUAAGGUCGGAUUGGGACUUGGAUCAUCCAAUGGGUUGAUCGUCGUGACCAAGAUUAGAGAUGGUACUUUGGGUGCCACCACAGACCUACGUCCUGGGAUGGUCAUUCGCAGUGUGAACAAUGUGAACAUCGACGGCAAGGAUUCAAUGGCGGUGGCCAAGCUCUUAUCUCAGGCUGAAGGCACAAUUACAGUCGUCGCUGAAGUAGUUGAAAGUUCUGCGGUGCCAGUCAAGCCUCCCAAAUAUUAUGCAGCCACCGUCAACAAGGAGAUGGGUGCCAAGGUCGGAGUUGGUCUUACUCAGAAGGGCGGCGUCUUGGUAAUCACCAAGAUUGCUGAUGACGGCUUGAUGUCAGGAACUGCACUUGAGGUAGGAAUGGAGGUCGCCACUAUCAACAAUGUCGACUGUAUGACGAAGAGCACCUCGGAAGCUGCUGAAAUGUUGCAGAAUACUGAAGGCAGAUUGACGAUUCUAGCUAGGAAGCCUCGUCUUCCACCUGGCUCUCUCGUCACAGCUUCGGUUACCAAAGAAAGCACCGGCACCAAGGUCGGGCUCAAGCUCGGAUUGUCUGGUGGUACCAUCGUCGUUGCAGGAUUGGCUGAAGAUUCGCUUGCAUCGGAAACCGACUUGGAAACCGGAAUGAUUGUUAGAUCGAUUAACAACGAGGACUGCACUGGUUUGCAGGUUGCUCAAGCUGCCAACCUUUUGAUUGAAGCAGAGGGGAUUCUCACUAUUCUCGCGGAAGUUCCAACAGGCAGAGGUGGAGGCGCUGGAUCUGCGGUGAUUUCCUCCCUCGUGACUGCCACUGCAUACAAGGAAAAAGAUGCCAUUGCUGGUGUUACACUGGAUCGCAAGGAAGGCCACUUGGUGGUUACCAAGAUUGAAGAGGAAGGAGCAUUGUUUGGCACUGGGCUCCGUGUUGGCAUGCAAAUUGUGUCGAUAAACAAUGUUGUUUCUGGGGUUUUAAGCGCAACCUCAGCCAAUGAGCUCCUCAAGAAGGAAGGCUCUCUUACGAUUCUUGCCAAGCCAGUGUCUCCUCCUCCAGGAACGCUCCUUACGGCAGCUUUCUAUAAAGAGACAGAAGACACCAAGGUGGGGCUUGGGCUUGGACAAUCCAACGGAGUAAUCGUUAUUACCAAAGUCCGCGAUGGAACCGUGUCAGCUACAACAAACCUUGAACCAGGCAUGGUAGUCCGGGCCAUCAACAACGUCGACUGCACGAAGAGAACAUCUGAGUCUGCAGCCAAACUCCUCAAGGAAUCAGUCGGAACAGUUACUAUCCUCGCAGAAAAGCCAGCACGAACCGGUGCGGAUAUGACAUUGCCAGUGGCUUGUCUUUUCGCGGUGACCUUCAAGAAAGAAAAGGACGACAAGCUUGGAGUGAAGCUUAACAACCAAGAUGGAAAGCUUACCGUUGGCUCCAUUGGCGAAAGUAGCAUGGUGGCAAACACAAGGCUACGUGAAGGAAUGGAAAUUGUUAAGAUCAACAAUGUGGAUUCCACCGCUAUGUCUCCCACCGAAGCAGCAACAUUGCUUUCACAAGCCGAAGGAUCAGUUACUAUCCUCGCAAAGAAGGCCAGCUCUCCUCCUGGUACAAUCAUCACGGCGACCAUGACGAAAGAGAACUCGGACGCCAAGGUUGGAAUUGGUUUGGGUUCGUUCAAGGGUGCAACAGUCAUUACAAACCUCAAGGAUGGCACUCUUGCCGCCGCCACUGAUCUAGAAGUGGGUAUGGUUGUAAGGACCAUCAACAAUGUGGAGUGCAGUGAAAUUGAGGUAUCUGAAGCUGCCAAGCUUUUGAAGGAGACUGAAGGAAUGGUGACCAUUGUGGCCGAAGCUCCAAGCGCUGGAUCCGGUCCAUCCUUCGACUCGCUUCUUACUGCAACUUUCGAAAAGCAAAAGGAGGACAAGGUUGGUCUCACCGUCGCCAACAAGGCGUCCAAGAUCUACGUCUCGAAGAUCAAACCUGACGGUAUGGUUGCCGCUAGUGGCUUGGCGGUUGGUAUGGAGCUUCUGUCGAUCAACAACGCUAUAGUUGCUGGAAUGUCAUCCGCCGAGGUUGCACAGGUACUCGCAGAAUCCGAAGGAACCUUGACAUUGCUUGCCCGCAAGGCAGCGUUGCCUCCUGGCUCUUUUGUUACUGCGGUUAUCACAAAAGAGAGCCCGGAUCAGAAGGUUGGUCUCCGCCUUGGUGUUGCCGCAGGGGUUCUUGUGGUCUCGAGCACUGCUGAAGGCUCUUUGGCCGCGGAGACGGAACUCAAGUCGGGUAUGAUCGUCAAGACUAUCAACAACGUCGAUUGCACGAGCAUGGGACCUCCAGAGGCGGCCAUGCUACUCAAAGAGGCAGAGGGAAGCAUCUCGAUCCUAGCAGAAACACCAAGGGCUCGUGGAGUUCAAGCUGACGCUCCUGCAUUGGCUUCUUUUGUAACUGUCAGUGCAGUAAGCGCAGCUGGCGCAGCCGUCGGCAUGAAGCUUGUCCGUGAAAAUGGAAAGCUUGUUGUUUCAGAGCUCAGCGAGGAAGGAGAGUUCAUGGGUUCGUCCCUUCGUCCAGGAAUGGAGGUUCUCAAGAUCAAUAAUAUUGACUGUGGCGUUCUUAGUGCAAGUGCAGCAACAACGCUCUUGACUUCGGAGGAUUCUUUGUCACUGUUGGCUCGCAAGCCUGUGUUGCCCCCCGGAACCCUUGUUACUGCUGUUGUCAGAAAGGACAGCGAGGACGCAAAGGUUGGCGUGAAGCUGGGAACUUCCCAUGGCAUGGUUGUUUGCACAGGAGUUAGGGAUGGUACUUUGGCGUCCACGACACCUCUUGAACGUGGUAUGGUCAUCAGGGCUAUCAACAACGUUGACUGCUCCAAAAAGAACUCCAUGGAUGCUGCUAAGAUCCUGGCUAGUUCAUUUGGCCUUAUCACCAUUUUGGCCGAGGUCCCAGACAAUUCCGCAGUUUCUGCUCCCGUCCCGACGCUCAUUACGGCCUCGGUGGACAAACCUGCUGAUGCUGAAAGCGGCGUCACUUUCGAAGAUGAAGAUGAUGGUAUUGUUGUGAAAUCGGUCGCAAAGGAUGGCGUGUGGUCCAAGACUCGUUUGCGUGCGGGAAUGGUGCUGUUGAUGCUCAAUGGAGCGUCGUGCGAAGGCCGCACUGCAGGCGAUGUGACCACUAUGCUCGAAGAGGCUGAUGGAAAAGUGACUGUCCUCGCGAAAACCAAGAGUCUACCGUCUGGAACCCUUGUGUCCGCUGUGUUAACAAAAGAAAGCGCAGACACGAAGGUGGGACUGGGAAUCGGUACUAUUGGAGGCAAGUGCUACAUUACUGGCAUCAAGAAUGAUAGUUUGGCGUCCCCAACGGACCUGCGAGCUGGAAUGCAGAUGCGAUUGGUCAACAACGUUGAUUGCUCUGACAUGGAUUCUUCUGAAGUUGGCAACCUCCUUGCUCAAGGUGAAGGUGUUGUUACCAUUGUCGCGGCUAUUCCUGGCAAGGUCGGAGAAUCCAAAGAAGCCUCCGAACCAACACCAAUCACGGCAACUGUAUUCAAAGAGCCAGAUGCGAAAGUGGGCGUGACGUUGACAGACAAAGGAGGGAAGGUGUACGUUUCCAAGAUCAACGACGAAGGACUCGUGGCAGCCACCACUCUUAAGGUUGGAAUGGAGAUCAUUUCGAUUGACAACAUGCAGUGCGCAGGAAAGAAAGCGCCAGAUUGUGCGGCUCUCCUACAGGGAUCCGACGGCUACUUGACCAUUGUUGCUUGCUUUCCCGUCCUUCUACCUGGUUCUUUGGUGACUGCCGUGAUUACGAAGGAAUCGGCCAACACCAAGGUGGGUUUGAAACUUGGAGAAGAGUCAGGCAAGAUCCGAAUUACUGGAAUUGCUGAAGGUUCUUUGGCGUCGAACACUCCGCUGGAAGCUGGCAUGUCCCUCCGCGCCAUCGAUAACAUCGACUGUAGCGGAUUGAGUACGUCGGACGUGGCGAAACUUCUCGUGGACGGUGAGGGUACCUUAACUAUCCUUGCAGCAACUGCCGAGAAGGGCAAAGCUGCUCCAAGCACGGACUCGAUGGCUACUAUAUGCUCCGUUACCGUCAACAAGACGAGUGAUUCGGACUUGGGAGUCACUAUUGCCCGAAAGGGUGGAUACCUUGUUGUCACAAACAUUUUGAAGGGUGGUUUGAUCUUCGGAACCCCGCUCCGCGUCGGAAUGCAGUUGGCGACGAUCAACAAUGUGGACUGCUCUGUGCUGUCGGCUAAGUCUGCAACAGACUUGAUGGAGCACGAGGGAAUGGUGACAAUCCUUGCACGGAAGAAGCAGUUCCCAGCUGGCUAUCUCGUCACAGCAGUAAUCCAAAAGGAUUCCCCUGACACAAAGGUUGGCCUUGGAAUGGGAUCCAAGAAUGGACACAUCUACGUUACCAAGAUCCGUGAUGGUACCUUGGCAGCAUUGACUGAACUUCAGCCCGGAAUGAUAGUUCGAACCAUCGACAACGUGGACGUUUCUGGCAUGACGCUGGUUGAUGCCGCAAACCUUCUUGCCAAUACGGAAGGAACAAUCACAAUUGCAGCAGAGAUGCCCAGCGCAGAAUCAGAAGAAGCCCAUCCUACCUUCGUCACCGCCACCGUCCAGAAGAACAAAGAUGAAAAAACUGGGCUCACCUUGGCAGAGAAGAAGGGUCAGCUGUAUAUUUCGCAGAUUCACAAAGGUGGGCUUUUAGCAGCAACCGGUCUAGGCGUCGGUAUGAUGGUGAUGGCGAUCAACAAUGUGCAAGGGGCUGGAUUAUCUGUGAUAGAUGCUGCUGCACAUCUGCAACAAGUAGAAGGAGACCUCACCAUCCUUGCCAAGAAACCAGUUGUGCCGGCCGGAGGAAUGGUAACUGCGACCAUCUCAAAGGAGAAUGUCCACAGCAAGAUUGGAGUAAGACUUGCUGCUGCUGGCGGUCUUAUUGUUGUGAAGGGCAUCAGCGAAGGUUCAGCUGCAUCGGAGACUGAUAUUAAGUCUGGCAUGAUCGUGAAAUCGAUCAACAAUGUAUCUUGUGCUGGCAAAGAUGCCGUCUCUGCUGCGAAGUUGUUAACUGAAGCGAUUGGUACGGUAACGAUUGUUGCAGAAGCACCAAGCGAAGGACAACGAUCAGCCCCUGCAUCUGUGUUGUUGACUGUGACUGUCCCCAUGAACGAGGACACCAAAGCUGGCUUGGUGGUUGACAAGAAGAGCGGAAAGACUGUUGUGUCGAAGAUUGACGAAGACGGCGUUCUGUUUGGUAGUGGUCUCCGAGUUGGCAUGGAAGUUUUGAAGAUCAACAACGUUGACUGUGCUGUCUUGUCGAAGACCUCGGCGGCUCGUCUGAUGGAAGACGACGGUUGGCUCACGAUUCUUGCAAGGAAGACAUUGAAGCGUGCUGGUGUCUUUGUUGCGGCCACGCUGAAGAAGACAUCAUUGGGUACGAAGGUUGGACUCGGACUCGGCAAAUCUAAGGACAGAGUUAUCGUCACGAAGAUCGGCGACGGCACUCCUGCGGCAACAACUGAGGUCCAAAAGGGAAUGGUGAUCCGACAGGUGAACAAUGUCCCCGUCAAGGAUAUGGCCGCAGGUGAUGUCGCGAAGGUUCUAGCAGAGACUGAUGGGUUGGUCACACUCCUGCUUGAAACACCAAAAGACGACAAGAUCGGCGCUCUCACGCUUGUCAAGACCCUCGCAGUUGCGGCCAUUGACAACGAUGACGAAGCUGAGCUCGGAUUGACCUUGAUGAACAAGGGCGGAAGGUUGAUGGUCGCAAAGAUCGCCGAAGGCGGCAAAUUUGCCAAAUCUGGGCUUCGACCCGGUAUGACUUUGCUGAGCAUAAACAACUCAAACUGCUCAAAACGAACGGCCGACGAAGCCACUGCCAUCAUUGAACAAACCCCUGGUGUUGUGACCCUUUUGGCUCAAAAACCAUUUCUGGGUCCUGGCGAAAUUAUUGCAGUGCCGAUCAAUAGAGGGGAGUCCGAAUCCAUCGGACUUGGUCUUGGCUCUUCGAACAAAACGGGGAAGAUCGUCAUUACAAACGUCAAAGAGGGCUCGAAGGCUUGGUUCACAGAGCUGUAUCCAGGAAUGGCUGUCAGGUCAAUCAACAACCAAAAUCUCAAUGGCAAGAAGCCAGAAGAGGCCUCCAAGAUUUUGACUGCAACAACCGGAAUGUUCACCAUCGCCGCUGAAUCCAUGCUCGACUUCGACAUGUCACUGAUCGAAAAUAGCACCCUUCAGACCAAGCCAGCAACUAUCACCGCAACAGUGAUGAAGGACAAAGGUGGGAAGGUUGGUCUACUUCUCGGAGAGAAGGGUAACAAACUCUUUGUCAGUAAGAUUGUUCCUGGUGGGAAGAUGUCAGAGACCGACCUCAAAGUUGGUAUGCAAGUGUUGAGUGUCAACAACGUCGAAUGUGAAGGCCUCCCAGUUGCGGAUGCAGCAACGAUCCUGAUGGAAGCGGAAGGAACGGUCACGAUCGUUGCAAAGCAACCAGAGUUGUCACCGGGUGCCCUCAUCACAGUAUCAGUGAUCAAGGAGACACCUGGAUCACCAGUCGGGAUCGGUCUUGGUGUCAUGAACAAAAAGGUGGUUGUCAGUAGCAUCAAGUAUGGAACACCUGCUUCUACUUCGGAACUGCAGGUGGGUAUGACAGUGAAGGGCGUGAACAAUGUCGAUUGCUCCAAGAAAAGCCCAAAAGAAAUUGCCAAGAUCUUUGCCGAAGCGUCGGGAACUGUGCUGAUCCUUGCUGAGGUCCCAUACCCACCCAGCCGAGUUGUCGGUGGUGGAGGCGUUGGUCUAGGUCGCGUCGCUUACGACAACAGCGCACGACCACCGCCUUAUGGUCUGCAAGAGGGCGGCGUCUGGGUGAGAAGGAAGUACACGGGAGAGACAACGGCGGUUUACACUGCUAUUGGAUGCGCUUGCCUUGUUCUCCCAGGUAUCUAUUCGAUGAUGAACCCUGUUGAUGUGCGAGACGUAUAUAUCUACGAAGGCAAGGCAUAUACAGCAGGUGGCGAAUGUGUGGGGGUAGCAACCCCCGAAAGUAGUUAG
Messenger RNA from Seminavis robusta, 13086 nucleotides. The record is from the annotation of a GenBank genome assembly. Lineage: Eukaryota; Bacillariophyta; Bacillariophyceae; Naviculales; Naviculaceae.